Messenger RNA from Zootermopsis nevadensis, 2407 nucleotides. Lineage: Eukaryota; Metazoa; Arthropoda; Insecta; Blattodea; Termopsidae. The record is from RefSeq and is a predicted model, not a curated record.
AUGUCUAUCCUUUCCAGUAGUCGAACUGAACUUUUUGACUGCUCCUUAAUUCCCCUGCAGAUUUUAGAGAAAUUCUGGUGGUGGAACUGGAACAUGCCAAAAGUGCAAGUACGAGGAGUUACAAUGUGGCUACUGCUUAUAGCUCUGGUAAUAAUAAUUAAUUACCCCGCUUCUGGUAUGGAUAUUGAUAUUACUAUUAACCUCAUCUGUGAAUAUGUAACUGAGAACAAACUGAAAGCCGCAGUAGCCAUGGUUUGCUGGAAGAAGGCAGAUCAGUUGAAAUUAGGUAAGCGCUUAUCGAAAAAGAAUGUGCCGUUGAAAAUGUCUGAGCACUCUGAAGACGCAGUGAAUUACUCUGUGCUGCAAGCGGAGUACAGCCAUUUGGCCGUCAUUGUUGAUCUACAGUGCACAGAAAGUUUCGGGAUUUUAGCUGAGCCACUCACAGUGACGUCUGCACGUGAAUGGAGGCCUGGACGACUUCUGCCACCUGCACCACGCAGGGACGACUUUAACAACAUAGUGCUCAGAGCUGGUGUCGCUGUUAUUGAUGAUCCAUGGGAGCACUUUCUGGACUUGAGAUAUAGACAUUUAAAUACUAUGAGUAAACUGAGCUACGUAUUAACAUGCUACCUUGCUGAGACGCUUAACUUCAGGAUGGAAUUAGUCUUUUCUGAUGCCUGGGGCUUUCCUAUAAAUGGUACCAAGCGGUAUGCUGGGAUAGCGGGAUUAUUGCAGCGUGGCGUAGUUGAGAUUGGAGCCACUACUCUUUUGAUCAAAAGCGCCCGACUCGAUGUAGUCGACUACGCUGCAGAAGCAUUCCCUUUCGUGGGAAACUUCAUGUUCUUGAAGCCAUCUCUUUCCGAAAUGUCCAUCAUAUACACCCUGCCGUUCAGCAGAACGGUUUGGAUCACCUACGCCCUCAUAGUAGCCGUUCUAACGAUUGCCCUGGUGAUUUCAAUUAGAACCGAACAGGCCAUAUCGCCAUCGGAGCAUUACCAUCCGGUGAGGUGGAGUGACGCUGCUUUGAAUUCGGUUGGCAUUGUCUGUCAGCAAGGUGCCUCGGAAAUUCCGGAGAAACCCUCGUCCAGGAUCGUGUUCUUAUUUCUCUUGCUUUUGUCGGUGUUUCUGUUAACGUCUUAUUCGGCGAUCAUAGUAUCUCUGCUACAGACAAGUAGUUCUGCAAUCAACUCAGUGCAGGAACUGAUGAACAGCCAGUUUAAGCUCAGCAUGCGGGAUGUCACCUACAGCAUCACAUACGUCAAUGACACAAAUGACCCAGACGUGAAGAGACUUUACUUUGAAAAACUUUACACACAGCCGUUUGAUAAGGCAUUCACGUCUAAUGAAGUUGGAGUCGCAAAUAUACGUAAAGGCUUACAUGCUUUCCAAUCGGACGCAGAUGUUUACAAAGUGAUGAGUGAUACCCUUGAAGAACAUGAAAAAUGCAGAUACAAAGAGAUCGUGGUCUUUGUGACAAAUUGUCUUGCUUACCCCGUAAGAAAGGGGUCCCAAUACAAGGAACACCUUGCAAGAAAAGCUCGAUGGAUCAAAGAAAUCGGUUUUGUUGGUCGUGAGUACAAACGCUGGUAUCAUCCAAAGCCAAAGUGUGUAGACAAUAGCCAGGGUUUCGUAAGUGUGCGAAUCCAAGAUUUCUACCCAGCUCUGGUUGUCUUGGCUUAUGGUAUUCUGUUUUCUGUUUUAAUUCUCGUCCUGGAGAUAUUUUAUGACAAGAUUCAACUUCGAUAUGGUCAACGAGACAGAAACAGCCAUCCCCCAGUAAGGAACCACGAUAAUACUCUUGUAUUAGGAAACAAACAUCGAAAAUGGAUGAACUAGGACAGUGUCGCGCCUUUGUCAACCGCAAAGGUAUCACUGAAAUGAUAAAACGUGAUUGAUAAGGACAUGUAGCUGGGGUUGUGAUCCAGGAGAGACAAAGUUUGAAUCAUACAGAGUGGGUGUCAGUUUUAAAAAUUAUUUCGCUGAACUUGACAAAAUGCAUUUGUGUACCACAAUUUGUUCCCGUACCUAAACACCACACCAUAAAAGUGUAUGGGAGUGGAGGAAAACUCCACUUAUUCUUAACAGCGGCACUAGAUGGAGAUGAGUGAUCAUUUCAUGCUUCAAUCACUUUGUCGUUAUUGCCCGCGAAAGGACUACAAAUAAUUGUGUGCUGACGUGUAUGCGUUACAUCCUUAUGGUUGUGCGAGGUAAAUAUUUCAAUGUACGAUUAUUUAUACAGUUAAAGAAAGAAGGUACGUAGAUGAAAUUUAAGUAAUUACAAUUAAAAUAUUAUAAACCAGACUAAAAUAAAACUGGUGUGUACCUAAUCAGAUUUCUCAGCCAAUCGAAGAGCGUAUAUGUAUGUAAUGCACUUACUAGUUUCAAAUACAUACAAAAUGUACUGUGA